GUAGGACGCGUAGCUUGCCGGUCGCUUUCCCGAUCGUAGAGGAAAAGAAGAAAGACGAGGGGGAAUUUCGGCGAUCGCGCGAGGAAAGUACAGAGGAGGAACGGCGCGCGACGGUGACCGCGCAGUUUCCUUCUCGUGUUUUUAAGCUUAGCGAAACCCGCGGGUUUCGCGAAAUCAAAAAAUUGUAGAGGCCGCGAAUCGCGUCGGCCUCUCGUCAUUUUCGAAAACGUUGCGUGAUUCUAACGUGGUCGUCCAGACGAUCCCGACGCUUCCUCGACGCAUCGGUGACCAGUGGAAGCGAGUGCUCGUGCGGCCGAUCGACGCGAGUCGACGCGCAAGCAGUCAAGACGAGCGGGUGCAGAUUUUACUUGGACCUCAAUUUCGCGGAUCUCAAUUUCCUGUAGACUCCCAAAAGCCGGACACAAAUAUGGGCUCGAAGGACGAAUGGGACUACUUUCGGAAUGGACCUAGCACGUGGGUAACGAAAUUCCCCAUGGCAGCCGGCUCCAGGCAAAGUCCGGUGAACAUCGAGACCAAACGAGUCGAAUCCGAUCAUGAGGCUUUAAGUAGCAAACCUCUACGAUGGAAAUAUCCCGCCACAGCGUCCCGGAAGCUGGUCAAUCCUGGUUACUGUUGGCGGGUGGACACCGAUGGUGAGGGCACAUUUUUGAGCGGCGGACCGCUGAUGGACGAUGUCUACAAAUUAGAGCAGUAUCACUGUCACUGGGGAUGCAGCGAUUCCAGGGGAUCUGAACAUACGGUCGACGGACAAGCCUUCGCUGGAGAAUUACAUCUUGUGCACUGGAAUACCAGCAAAUACAAGACCUUCGCCGAAGCCGCGAAAGCCUCUGACGGUCUGGCCGUUCUAGGUGUCUUUCUUAAGGUCGGCAAGACUCAUGAAGAAAUGGACAAGAUUGCGCGACUGUUGCCGUACGUCUCGCACAAGGACGAGGUUGUGGAAAUUACGGAACCUAUCGAUCCCGGCAAACUUCUUCCUGAUGACAAUGGAUACUGGACGUAUUUGGGCUCACUGACGACGCCGCCGUGCAACGAGAGCGUCACUUGGAUCCUCUUUAAAAAAUACAUCGAGGUGUCCCAUCAUCAACUCAACAUCUUCCGCAAUCUGCGAAAGUUCCCACGUGGCGAGGAGUGUCCUUGCCACGAGAAUCACGGGGUGGUGAUCAACAACUUCCGUCCACCGUUGCCACUAGGAAAUCGCGUAUUGCGAGAGUGUGGCAGUUUCUGAGGGUCGGCCCCCGCUCGGAAGAUAAGAAGAGACGAGAGAGACAGAAAGAGACAGAAGACCGGAUGAUUUUCGAUUUUCUCUGCGUUCUUUUUCUGAAUCAUCGAUCCCGUAGCGACAACCGAUGUAGCCGCUAACGAACCGCAGCGUGCCUUUCGAUUAAUCAACGAAGACUCGCCUCUCGAAACGCGAGGUGCGGUCUGCUAGGCCUCGUUGCUUUCUCGUAAUUGACUCCAUCGCUGACAGAGACUUCCGUUGCAAGCAGGAAAUUCCUGUCGCGGGCGGAAACGUAUCAAGAAUAUUUGGUAGCUUUAGCGCUCCGCAUACUCUCUUGUUAUAUUUAACGCGCUAACAAUAAAUAUAUAAGUUUUAAAAUCUAACCGUUGUCGCAGAAUUCCUACAAAUUCGAGCAGACGCAUCCACGCAAAGUGCUGUUUACAGAACACUUAUUACUCUGCAAAAAUGGUAAAUUUCACGUAAAUAAUUCGUAUCUUCAUUCAUAUAGCGCAUCUAACUUUC
Molecule: messenger RNA, 1762 nt
Organism: Cyphomyrmex costatus
Lineage: Eukaryota; Metazoa; Arthropoda; Insecta; Hymenoptera; Formicidae
Gene: CAH1
Product: carbonic anhydrase 1
Exons: 7
Coding region: 428-1246 (272 amino acids)
Cellular component (GO): cytoplasm
Molecular function (GO): carbonate dehydratase activity; zinc ion binding
Source: RefSeq, a predicted model, not a curated record